Messenger RNA from Hermetia illucens (black soldier fly), 3739 nucleotides. It is a transcript of the gene Indy, whose product is annotated as protein I'm not dead yet. The transcript is spliced from 16 exons. Gene Ontology annotation, biological process: monoatomic anion transmembrane transport; citrate transport. NCBI's taxonomy places the organism in Eukaryota, Metazoa, Arthropoda, Insecta, Diptera, Stratiomyidae. The coding region runs from base 552 to 2315 and encodes 587 amino acids. Gene Ontology annotation, cellular component: membrane. Gene Ontology annotation, molecular function: citrate transmembrane transporter activity; succinate transmembrane transporter activity. The record is from RefSeq and is a predicted model, not a curated record.
CGUCCAUUUAGCGUUCAUUUUCAGUUCGGUUUUGGUUUCGAUUUCGGUUGCUUUCCGGCUGUGAAGGCUCCGUACUGAAGUAGAAGUGAGGUCUCGUCGCUGAUAAAUGCACAGAACCGUUCUGGCAGCGUAGCCGCCGUCAUCGCUGCCGCACUAUCGCCAUAGUCGUCGCGUGUGUUAACUUAAAUCCCAACACGUCCCCAGUACAGUGCAAUUGAAGUGCAUUUAGUGUUUUUACAUAUAUGCCCAGUCAUUUUCCCACAAACCCAUUGGCGGUUGUAAGCCAGUUCUAGGAAGUUUCGAAAAAGAUACUCCGUAUCUGAUUAUUCACAAAUUACAAAGUUUUCAAGUGAAAGUGAUAACGUUCGUAUCUGGUGAGGAUUUGGCCUUUGAUUUCGAUCGGGUCGUGCACUAACAACUAGUUGCAUCGACUUUCAGUGGAGUCAUCGUUGGCAUCGUGGCGACGUUGUAAAGGGCACGGUUGCAGAGUUCUUGUGGAUGCAGGUUUACACUGGAUAAUUGAUUUAUUAGGUUUAAAGUGAUUCGGCAACAUGGAGAAAGCAGAGGACAAGGCGACGAACGGACUUGAUGUCCAGUAUAAUAUAGAUCAAAGGAAACUUUCCUUUUGUAAGCGGGUGGCGAUGUUCAUAAAAAUCUAUUGGAGGGCGAUAGUUGUUGUCAUAACACCAUUCAUAUUUUUACCUGUAAUGUUCGUAGAUCCUACAAAAAUAAAGGCUUACAAAUGUAUGUAUGUAGUAUUAAUUAUGUCAAUUUAUUGGGUCACUGAAGCGCUGCCGCUGCCUGUUACUUCGAUGAUUCCUAUGGUACUGUUCCCUUGUAUGGGAAUUCUGGACACAGAGCGAACGUGUAUGGUGUACUUCAAAGAAACUAUGCUUAUGUUCAUUGGCGGUCUUAUUCUUGCCCUGGCUGUAGAGUAUUGUAAUCUCCACAAACGAAUAGCACUUAAAGUUAUUUCUAUUAUUGGAUGCAGUCAAAGGAGGCUACAUUUUGGCUUAAUGGCUGUGACAAUGUUUAUUUCAAUGUGGAUUUCAAACACAGCAGCAACGGCAAUGAUGUGCCCCAUCCUGGUAGCCGUACUUGAAGAACUUGAAGCGCAAGGACUUGGCAAACUUUAUGUCGAAAGAAGUCCAAAGAAAGCUGAAGAAGAAGGAAUGCUGCGGCAAACAAAGACCGAAGAAGAGCCACCAUAUCCAUCAAAAGCUACAAUCUGUUAUUUCUGCGGAGCGGCAUAUGCAGCAUCUUUGGGAGGCUGUGGUGCUAUAAUUGGAUCUGGUACCAAUUUAACUUUCAAGGGUAUCUACGAAAGUCGGUUUCCAGACUCACCUGGUCUAGAUUUCCCAAGAUGGAUGUUCUACAAUGUACCGCCGAUGCUUAUUUAUACAUUCUUAUCAUGGGUUUACCUUCAAUUUGUAUUCAUGGGUCUAUUCAGACCAAACAGCCCCGAAGCUAAAGCUGCGAAUAUUGGCAAAGCUGGUGAAGAAGUCGCUAGAAAUGUAAUCAUUGCAAGAUAUAAAGAAUUAGGAAAAAUGACAGCCCACGAGAAAAGUGUUGCAGUUCUCUUCAUUAUCUCCAUUAUCCUCUUCUUCACAAGAAAACCAGGCGUAUUUCCAGGUUGGGCCGAAUGGAUCGCACCCGGAACAAAAAUCAAGGAUGCCACCCCAGCUAUGUUCAUGGUCAUCACCUUGUUCAUUCUUCCCGCCAGCUUCAGUUUCUUCAAAUUCUGCAAAGGCACUAAGCCAUCGGACUUGCCCACUCAACCCUCAACUGCCUUGAUUACAUGGAAAUUCGUCCAAUCGAAAACACCCUGGAGUUUGAUUUUCUUGCUCGGUGGAGGUUUUGCCUUGGCUGAAGGUGGUAAUGAAUCUGGAAUGUCACUACUUCUUGGAAAUGCGUUGACAGGCUUGAAAUCACUACCACCCAUGCUCCUACUGUUCCUCGUGUGCCUUACCGCCCAGUUCUUGACUGAAUUCACAUCAAACGUAGCUAUCGCCAAUAUUAUGCUUCCUGUCUUGGCUGAAAUGUCCAUUGGUAUCAGGAGGCAUCCACUAUACUUGAUGUUCCCAGCAGCUCUUUCUUGCAGUUAUGCAUUCCAUUUGCCCGUCGGAACCCCACCAAAUGCUAUUGCUGCUGGAUAUGUAAAUAUUCGAUCAAAAGAUAUGGCAAUUGCUGGAAUUGGACCAACCAUUUUCACUUUGAUUGUUAUUUGGUUGACAUUCCCAACGUGGGGAGCUGUUGUAUAUCCCGAGCUAAACGAAUUCCCCGACUGGGCCUUGCCACUAAAUAAAACGGUGUAAUGACAACACUCAUCCACGGAUCCAAAAAGGACAAUUUGGAUCAAUUUUAAUUUUUUAGACUAAAAGUAAAUUAGAAAAUAUUAUUUUGUUUGUUUUCCUAAAAUUUUCCAGGCGACCCCUUGAGUGUCAAGUGGAGUAAAUGGUUCUAUGUUAGCUUAGCCCAGAAGUCAGCCAUUAUUGUGUGAUGUAAUCUGAUAUUAUGAGUAAGAGCCCUUGAAUAUUACAGUUGGGGAACGAGGCUUGAUUUUUAGAAAGCUCCAAAAACGACAAAAAAAAUAAUUCCACACAACAGACUUUAAAAUCUAUCUGGCCUAGGCUCUCUGCUAUGUCAAAAUUAGGUUUUAAGUUCGAAUAUUUGUUUUUUUUAUUUUUGCUAGAAAAUCAAAAAUUGUCAACAGUAUGAAUAAUUUAUUCUUGCUCAAUAGUUCAAUUACUUUUAAGUUUACGGGCAAACUGUUUAGGUUUAGACAUUUUGUUUUAUUCUUAUUGUUUCGAUAGUAAUUUAAGGAACGAACGUGCACUUAUGUAGUUAAAAAAGAUACGCGGUUUCAUUAAGUGUUAGAAUCAACAAGAAACUAUUAUAUGGGCAUAGAUUUUCACAACUACAAGUGUAGAGUGAAAGCAUAGAGAAACUUGUGAUACAUUCAUCAUCAUCUUUUCUGUCUCUAAUUUAUCGAAAAUCAAUGCAUUUUUAUAAAGCCAUAAAGAUACAUGUGGUUUUGCCGUGAAAUAGCUAAAUAGACAAAGAACUGGAAGUAAUUGAAGGAGGAAGGCUUUGUGUAGCUGUUCAUCUAUUGAGGGUCUGUGCAAUCAUUUGUAAAGUGUGAAGACAUACUGAGAAGUUUCUGCACAACUAGAUGGCACACAAUAUCCUUUGUUAGAAGAAAAAAACUCCCACUUCAGCCAUAUCAACAGCAUAAAUAUUUUAUAAAUUAGCGCAAAGCAAAUGUAUUUAAGGCAGAAGAUAGAAGGUUGUUGCCGCCUCUGCAUUAAUUCAAAUCACUAAUAAAAUGCCUUUGAUAAAGUCUAGAAAUGAGAAAAGCAUUACUGUCUUCCGAUAUAUGUACACAACCGUAGCAAAAGGAUUUCAAUGUAGGAAAUGUUUUUGAAAAGAUAUUCGCAUGUGUCGUAAAGGAUGUUAUACAUAUAUUUUGUUAAAUGCAUUUACACACAUUGUUAAACAUGUUUCAGACGUAUUUACGAUUUGAACAGGAUCGAUAUUUGCCGAAGCACAUUCUGUUACAUUACAAAGCACAAAAAUUUACACUUUCUGUUCGAACGACGCGCAAAUACAUUAAAGUUAGAAUAAGAGAUUUGUCUCUAAUUAGAAGAGAGAAAUGUUUUAUUUUUGUAUAGAAUAAAAUUAGAGAAAUACUGAAAAUGUUCAAUAUGACGAAGUUUGGUAAAUAAAAUGGUAAAUAAUA